Molecule: messenger RNA, 6066 nt
Organism: Sturnus vulgaris (Common starling)
Lineage: Eukaryota; Metazoa; Chordata; Aves; Passeriformes; Sturnidae
Source: RefSeq, a predicted model, not a curated record
GUUUUAUUUUUAGUAGAGCAGGCUGAAAAUCUGCUGUCUUAUCUAACCCUUUAUAAAUUUUCUCACUGCCAGUUUCAGACUUCUCAUAUAUUGGUGUAUUAUUUUUAAAAAGCUUUACUGGCUAUCUCUCCCAGUUAUCUCUUCCAACUGGUAAAUUAUUCCACUAGUUUUAUAUGGGAAAGCACUUCAAACUUUCAUUGCCUUUUGUCCUACUGCCUUAAAAGAUAAUGGUGUUUUUUAGUCAUCUGAGACUAACACCUUCUAUUAAUUGUGUAUUUUUCUUAUCUGUGUGGUUUGUUUUUUAGCACAUGUGACAGGAUGGAUGUGGGACAUCAGUAACGGUUAAUAUAAGUUGCUUUUUUUCUUCUUCUACUUGUGGUGGCAACUUUGACAAAAUAAUAUGAAAGGUCCAUCAAAUAUGGAUGAAACUAAAAGCAUUAAAUAGACCCAAAGACUUUGUUAUUUCAGGUCCUGUAAUGCACUAAGGCUUAAUCCAGAAAACAGUCAGACUUGUUUCUAACAUAGCUUAUGGUGUGGAUGUUCUGGGGACUUUGUAUAUUAACUGGAACAAGUGUGUUUAGAUAAAUUAUCCGAUCAUCUGUAAUCAGGAGCUCUUCCUGCAAAAGAAGACAUGGCUACACCUUGGUAAUAUUGGGUUUUUUUCCUCUUUUUGUCUCCUAGAAAUGGGUCUGCUCUCAGAAGAUGCGAUGCAGUAGAUGUGGUGCUUAGUCAUGGCAUCAGAGCUGUGCAAAACAAUCUCUGAGGCAAAGCUGGAAAGGCACAAGAACUUGUUCUUAAAUUACCGAAAUCUCCAUCACUUCCCUCUGGAGUUACUGAAAGAUGAGGGGCUGCAGUACUUGGAGAGACUUUACAUGAAAAGAAAUUCCCUGACCACAUUGCCAGAAAACCUUGCACAGAAGCUUCCAAACCUCGUGGAAUUGUACCUUCAUUCAAAUAACAUAGUUGUUGUACCUGAAGCCAUUGGCUCCCUGGUUAAGCUGCAGUCUCUGGACCUGAGUGACAAUGCCCUGGAGAUUGUGUGUCCCGAGAUCGGCCGCCUGAGGUCCUUGCGGCACCUCCGCCUGGCAAACAACCAGCUGAAAUAUUUACCUGCAGAGGUUGGAGACCUGCGGGAGCUGCAGACUCUGGACAUCUCCACGAACCGCCUGAUGACGUUACCCGAGAGGCUGCACAUGUGCCUUUCUCUGCAGUACCUGACUGCAGACAGGAACCACCUGUGGUCUGUGCCCCGCCACCUGUGCCAGCUGCCCAGCCUCAACGAGCUCUCCAUGGCUGGCAACCGCCUGGCAUUCCUGCCCCUGGAUUUAGGUCGUUCUCGAGAGCUCCAGUAUGUUUAUGUGGAUAACAAUAGUCACCUGAAAGGCCUCCCAUCUUAUCUGUAUAAUAAAGUCAUUGGUUGCAGUGGUUGUGGUUCUCCAAUUCAAGUUUCAGAGGUGAAACUGCUCUCUUUUUCAUCAGGCCAGUUAACUGUGUUCCUGCCAGCAGAGGUGAAAUCUAUAGGGACAGAAACAGAUCAUGUGCUGCCUUUGCAAGAACUGGCCAUGAGGACCCUCUAUAACACCUACUACAGGUUUUUGAAAGGAGGACAACUGUUAGUUUUGUGGCAUACUGCUGCUCCACCCAGUGUCUGCAGACUUUUGACCUACUGAGUUGAUAAACAUUUCAACCUCCUCAGGAGUGCUGCCAGUGUAAAGCUGCAUUUGAUGCCGUGUCCCCUUGGUACUGGAAUACCGUGUGUGUGUGUGUGCCAAAGCAGCAGAAGUGCCCAGUCAGGAACACUCUGAGACACUUAAAUCCUGCCCUAUCAAAUCUGGAUGAACUGCUGGAACUUUUCAGAAGUGUAAAUACCGAGCUUUUAAAAGUAUUAACUUCUCUCUCCUCCGAGGCAGCACACAAACCAAACACAUUCACGAGCUCUGACUUCAGGAUUUCCAGUAUUUUUCAAAUGUGCCUGAUUUCAGGUUGACCCAUUGCAUCAUUUGAGGCAGUUGCAUUCCUCUAACAGGGAAAAAAAAAAAAAGUUCAGUUAUGGCAAACAAAUUUUCACUUAUUCAUCUCUAUCCUCUUCCCUUCUAGAGCUGCCAUCAGGUGUAUUGCUGUAAGCCUGCAGAAACCUUUCAUGGAUCCCAGUAACUUUUCCAUAGAAUUCAGCCUUAUUUUCUCCCUCUCAUCUUAAUGUUUACCCCAGCAAAGUUAUACCAGUUGUAUACCAAGUCUUUGACAGUUCUCUGUGGUAUUUAAAUCCACAUGCUAAAAGCAGAUCUUUCUUUCUAGUAUCAUUAAAUACCACAGAGGUUUAAUUGGAGUAACUAGGAUAUGUCUGGAGACUGAAGAUCCUGUUUCAGUGAAGGCUGGUACUGAUGCCUACACUAAGGGCUCUUGCUCCAAUGUUUGAGGGUGUGUUUUCUUUAUUUUCAUUGCUUUAUUUUUAGAAAUAGUUCUCCUUUUGUUCCAUUGAGUUCUUCAGGAAGAAGACAACUUUUAAGUAUCAAUUUCCCUUUGAAAAAAUCCAACUAGUAAUAUGAUAGUAAAUCUUUAUUAUAUUUUUACAGUUGCAGGCUAUAGAUCUACAAAGAGCUGGUCUUGAUCUUUUUCUAGAUUCAGUGUUUGGCUGAUUUGUCCAAGUGUGUCAGUGGAUUGUGUGCCUUGGAGAAGGUUGGAAAUCCAGGAGCAGGUGUGUAUCUCCAAGCACAGGUAUAUUUGCACACAUGGAUACCUGCACAGAAGGGCUGGCACAUUUGUUUUCAUACAUUAAUGGCAGAUUUUGUCCAAAUUGCCACUCACUAUCAUAUUUGUGGGAAUCUUUUUUUGUUACAUCUUCUUCAUUUUAAAUAAAGAACAAAGGAUGGAAAAAAGGCCCAAAAUGCCUGCGUGAGUAAACAUUUUGAUUUUAUACUAAAACACUUUCUAGAUUAUUAGCCCCUCUUGAUUUGUUCUUGAAUAUAUAGUAUUUUUAAAUAAUUUUUUUUUUUUACUUUCUAUUUCUUCAGUAUAAACCACUUGUUGAUUUAGCACAGUGUGCUGCUCUGUGCAGUAGGUAGUUACAAGCUGAAAUAGAUAUGAAUGAAACAGUUUGUUAUAAAAAUGGCAAGAUAAAGAGACUUAUUUGGUAGUGUAUUAGCAUAUGUUGUGGUAAGGUGUGCGUACUUUGAAGGCAGGAGGCAUUAAAAUGUUUUCCUGUUGCCAAAGAAGCAUUUGUUCCUUCUGCAGGCUUUCUGGCAUCUCUUCAAUAAAUAGAGUAUCUUAAGAGCUUAAAAGAGUACCAAAAAGGCAGUUUUGAGGGUGGAAAUUUUAGGUUGUGCAUGUUACUUGUAAAAAUCUUUCCUGGUUUUAUUGGGUUGGUUUUAGAGAGUUGAAGUAGCAUUAAGAAAUGUAGAACUUAAUCCUUCAGGAAUGCAAGUAUCAUCUACUGCUUAAGAAUUGUGAAACUUUCUAAAAUAAAUCCCAUUUAUUAUAUCUGCUUUGCAGUAGGGGAAAGAGCCAUGUCCAGGCAGCCUUGGUGCUUUUGGAUUUCUAUCUGUGUCGUUUCCCAGGUUUGUUUCCAUGUUGGAAUCACAGCAGGCCCAACCACCCCACAGGGUUCACUGCUGAGGCAGCAAAAUUCACCUUCAGUUUUAUCCUUUUCCUUCAGUAUCUCAGAGCUGAGAUGUAAAUUGCCCGUGUACAAUUAUAUCUGUAUCAGAAAUGUGCAAGUGUAGAACAGAAUCCACUUUUUUAAAAACAGAUGAUAAAAGCUAUGGUAAUGUUACAGAUGUUAAUUUUUAUACAAUACUCUGAUCAGGAAUUUUCAGUAUUAAUUUUUACUGUGGCUUCCUCUGUCUUUGAAAGAGAUGUUUUCUUGGAAGUUUUUGUCCUCUUUUUAUAGCAGGUUGUAGACUUGAAAUCAUAGUUUAUAUCUGAAUUCAGUCUGUAAAUACUGUUUUGGAGUUAAAUCUGGUUGUGAUCACCUAAAAGACAUUAGCAUUUGUUUAUUUAGGAGUCAAGAAGAGUGAAGCUUGAUUUUAUUAUAAUUAUUUAUUUAUUAUUUUCUUUCUUCUCCCCAUAAUCUAAUUAUUUCUUAUUGAGUCUGUAUCAGUCUCUUUAUUAUUGUCUCCAAGUGCAGUUCAGAAGAAAUUUAACCUGUUCUAUAAGCAGGAUGAAUCUUAACUAACACUUUAAUAGAUGAUAUUUCAAGAAUGGAAUGUUCAAUAAAUAAAUGACUUAAACAUGCAAUUGAAGCUGAAAUGUCAUACCCUAUUUUUAUAAAACAAAGAAGGGGAAGGCUGAUAUAUAGAUGAGAAUGCAGCUUAAAUUCAUGUCUGAUGUUUUGGGUUUUUUUUUUUUAUUUGAACAAACAGUGUUUGUAUUCAUCUGUAUCUUUGGGUGAUAUUCUUCUAGAUUAAAAUAACUCCAUUCUCACUUGUCCAAAUUUUUCUAAAGUUGUUCUGCUGUAAGAGUAUUUCAUAACCAGCAAGCAUAAGAGCCAGCUAUGCAAAUUGCAGAGGGGAGAGGGAGCUUGUUGCAGACUGAACUGUGCAUCACUGAUUCUUCCAAGUGCCGCAAUGCUUGGACUUCUCUUUAGUUGGUUUGUUCCUGGGUAAUCUUUGACUUCUUGCUCUGGUUUGUCAGGUUAGUUCCCACCAAGGUAAUUUUUUCUGUAAACUACAAAAAAAAAAUCAGGUUCCAGAUUUUGAAAAAAAUGACCAUUUAAGAAGGUUUUUUGUCCUAACAGUAGAUCUUAAUUCUUAGCUUAGGUUGGGCGCAGGAAAAGUUUUUGGGGUUUUUUUCUCAAGGCAUUACAAAGAGAAAGGUGCAGGAGGAGAAUGAGAUAAGUCUUUAACCCAUUGAUACUGCUGUAAAAUCUUUUUUAAGUAAAGAUUUACUCCCAUUAUAGUUAGGGAUCACAGGCAUAAUUUUUGUUUGUGAUAACAGGCACCAUGUUGAUAAAAUUCAAACCCCUAUAUAGAGGUAGCUUUUUGUUCUGCUGCAAAGGAAACGGAAGAAUCUCUGGCUUUGUUUAAAAAUCCUUCUGAGUGGUUUUGCCAUGGACACUGUUACCUUUGGAGCACUCUUCUUGGGAACCUUCCUCAUCAUCCCUCAGAGGAUCAGAAAUGCCCUUUCCCGUGCAAAGAGCAAGGUCUAAUAUAAAGAAAUGUGUAUUUUUCUGUUUCGAUGCUUCUCCUGGGCUCUUACCACGGUUCAUUACAAACCUCCUAUUUACUUGGUUGUGGUGAGGUUGAGAUGUUGCUCUGAGCAGAGUGGUGCUGUUUAUUGCCAAGUUGGCUUCAAUUCCUGCAGAUUGAAUUCUGCUGAAUCCCUUUUUCUGGCAUUGAAGGGAGCACAGGACUGUUCUAACACCCAUGUGGGAGCAGCGUGUCAGGUUCUACUGACAUCACAGCCCAGCUGAAGACUGGAGAGUGACAAACCUGUCACUAGAGAGGACAACUGGCUUUUGAAGGCCACUUUGGCCCUACCAGAGUCCCACUGAUAAGAGAAGAUCUUUUGCCCUGAUGUCAGUGGAUGAUGGGUCAAGUUUUAACUGAUGAGAGGGAAGAAUGUGUGUUACCAUCUUUGUAUUUCUUGCAAAAACUGGGACAACACCAGAAUCCGUGGCUGCUGCUCUGUCUGCAGCUGCACUUCCAUAAUUCCAGGACGUACCUUGUACCUAUCUUUGCCUCUUACCUCCCUCUUAAUACUACUCAAGUUGUUGCAAAAUGUUAUAGUUAACUCGUGAUAGAAGAGGUUGAAUAAAUUGAAUCCAGAGUUUUUAUUACUUUUUUUGUAUUACAGACCUAUUUUGUAAGAGACCGAAGGUCUGGUGGAAAGAAAUGGCAAUGUUCAUGUGAAGUCUUCAUUGCUUUUGCUUUUAUGUGCCCUUUCUUGGAUUAUAACUUGAAUUUGGUUUGCAACUGAGUUCAUUCUGUGUCUGUGGAAAGCACAUGUGCAUUGCUUUCUUGCUCUGUAUUAACCAAAUGUCACUGAAGGUGAGCUUGCUAGAAGGUUUAUUUAAAGUUAGUGGUGCAAUUAUUGUAUGUGCUUGUUAAUAAACUAUAUUUUUGGAUAGAA